This is a messenger RNA of Sinocyclocheilus grahami, 2650 nucleotides long. Its product is annotated as SERTA domain-containing protein 2. The coding region runs from base 375 to 1232 and encodes 285 amino acids. The record is from RefSeq and is a predicted model, not a curated record. Gene Ontology annotation, cellular component: nucleus. The transcript has 2 exons. NCBI's taxonomy places the organism in Eukaryota, Metazoa, Chordata, Actinopteri, Cypriniformes, Cyprinidae. Gene Ontology annotation, molecular function: transcription regulator activity.
UUCUACAGUGUAGAGAGAGUUCUCUUAAAGACGCGAUCGGUCGCGUAGUUUUGCGCAAAAUAAUGUUCAGACUUUGGACCAGAAGCUCAAAGCGAAGUUCAGCGACAGGUUUAAACAACCGUACAUCCUAUUUUUAUCUGUCAAGAGAAUGUAGCGGCCAUUCGAGGAUCUCGGGUAAAUUAAUUUCGUAGUUCCAUGUAGACAGAGCCCGCACUUUACCAAGUACGAACUAGCUAACGUAACUGGCUAAUUCAUUGCGCAUCACGUGUGAUCUUAGCCGCGGAGUCUAGCGGUGCGCGCUCACGUCUUGCGAGAGUAGUUGGUUGUAAUAAACGCUAAACAACGAAGCAGUUGGUUGAGCCAAACAUAAUGGUAUGGGUCAAAGGGACAUCACAGCGUUCGAGGCGUCCAUGAAAAGAAAAAGCGGAAUUCCCACUGCCUCUAUGUGUCGACUGGAUGUGGAGUCCGCCGUUGUGAAGAAGGAAGUUGAGCCCGGCGGAGGAGAUGGUGCCCUUUCCUCGUCAAGGUACAUGUUGGGCCGGGGGGUGAAACGUAAGCUGAGCUCAUGUGAGGACCCUGCUCAGGACUUGCCAUAUCCUCAGCAGAGGCAGCUGGUGCUGGACUUGUGUCUAGACAAGCUACAAAGCUGCCAGCGGCGAGCUGAACCCAGCCUGCACCGUUCAGUCCUGCUGGCCAACACCCUCCGCCAGAUUCAGCAGGAAAUGAGACAGGAGGGGGAAACCUGUUUGCCACCAGCCCUGCUCGGCCCCUCGCUCCCUCACGCCUCCACCCCACGCCACUUCCCUGACCUGCCACCUGUGCCCUUAGACUGUCCUCCACCUCUAACCGGAGCACUGUCCCCUUCAUUGCCCCUCAUGACUGCUGAGGAGGAGGAGGUCCAGUUUGGUGGCACCGUAAAUGAGACUCUUUUGCCAUCCCUCACUGGUGAGGACGACACAAGGUCAUCAGAUUCACUCUUUGGCUCAUUCGAGAUUACUAAUUCCACCAGCUACUUGACAGACUUGGCUUUGGAUGACAUCUUUGAGGACAUUGACACGUCGAUGUACGACUCCUCUGACAUUUCUGUCCUGGCGUUUCCUGUGCAGAGAAGCAACGGGGUGGACGAUGGCCUCAAGAACCUUUCCAGCUGCACCUCCAACAACAGCCUACAGCUCUGUCUCUCAGACAUCAACGACCUGGACCACAUCAUGGAGAUCCUUGUGCGCUCCUGAAUCACGGCUCGCACCACAGUGUCCUCAUUCAGCCAUCCCAGUGUUUUCUUUGGGAAAUUAAUAAUACAAUGCAUUUUCUUUUUUAAAAGCAAACAAACAAAUAUUUUAUCUAUUUUUAUACAAAGGACUGAUAUAUUUAUAUAUGAAAAAAGGAAACUGCCUGACACACUCUCACUGUAGUAUAAAUGCACAUUUUAAAGACUUUUUCCAGAUGGUCGAGCUUAAGCUGCCAUCCUUCAUAUUUAAGCAAACUAAGAUAUGAAUAUGCAGGGACUUCGGAAACAAGUACAACGUAUUACCAUUGAUGCUUAUUUAUAUUGGAUAGUUGUAUUUAAAAGAAGAUGGAAGAAAAGUGGAUCGUUAUGGACGCUCCUCCUUAGCUUUUGAUAAGCUAAAAGACAUUUAUUUUUUGUGAUCUCCACUGUAUUCUGAAGCAUUACAUUUAACUGUCAGUAAUUAUGAUUAUCAGAUCAUGUCAUGCACAUGCAGCACUCACACUACCUCUCAAGAUACCAAGAGUUCUUUCUCUAUACAAAGACUGUCAUUGUUACAACUGUAUUUUAAUGGUUUCUCUCCAAUAACUUUCAAAACUGCUGAUUGUUUAAUAUAUGGCUCUCUGUUCACAGGAAAGCCUCUCCUCAAAUGUUAGGAUUCAGUCCAAAGCUAUAUAGCUGUAGAAGAAAGGCUUUUGUCUCGAUCUUUCUAUUCAAAAUGUUCUUUUUGAAACAUUUCUUACUUUGGUUUCAGAACGAGCCGUUGCUUGCAUAAAAAGUGAUCUGUAUUUUCUAAUCACUUGGAAUUUAAUCCUAUUUCUACUUUUCACGUACAUGAUUGUCAGUCACACCGCCACCGUCGAAUCCCUCGUAUGAACAUAGUGCCUACAACGGAGAAUAAAGACUGCCGACGAUGAACUGCACACUGUGGACCCGCGCAUAGACUUGCCUGAGUUUCCUGCUCUAUGCCCAUGAUGCUCUCUAAGUGGGUUGUUUGUCACUUUUUUGAGCAUUUAGCAUCCUCUGUCCUCUAAAGAAGCCAUUACCCGAAUAUGGGUCCACAUCUCCUCUCUGCUCUCUCAUUGUGAUCUACACUGUAAAAAGCUAAUUGUGGAUGUCUAUGGUUGCCUCUCAUGCUGUGGUCUCAAAGACCAUUUCUGAAUGUACAAGUUUACUUGUGUGGAGCAGAGAUUAAUCCAAUCUGAUGUCUCACCUGCUUACUUUUCCCUUCAUCACAAGCUUAGUUAUUAGUUACUAUUUAAACUUGUGAAAUGGUAGACUAGAGCAAGGCCCUUAGUUUUUGACCUGUAUUAACAUCCACCGAACAUCAAGUUGCUGCAAUCGAAUGCGAAAGAGCCACAAGCUGCUGUCUCCAUUAAGACUGGGCAGAAACAGGGGGAAGGGAAGAACCAGAGAGCGAGAUUA